Arachis ipaensis is the source of this 1062-nucleotide messenger RNA. The record is from RefSeq and is a predicted model, not a curated record. NCBI's taxonomy places the organism in Eukaryota, Viridiplantae, Streptophyta, Magnoliopsida, Fabales, Fabaceae.
AUGAUGAAUGGAGUGAAAACCUUUAUGCUGGUGUAUGUUGAUGAUAUAAUCAUCACAGGAGAAUCUGAAAUACAAGUACAGGAAGUGAUUGAAAAACUGAAUGCCAAAUUUGCACUCAAAGACAUGGGCAAUCUUCACUACUUUCUUGGAAUUCAGGUAGCUAAGACAAGUGAUGGAGGACUGCUUCUUUCUCAACAGAAGUACAUCAAUGAAGUGUUAAAGAAAGCAAACAUGGAAGGUUGCUCAAGCUGUCACACCCCUCUGCCCUCAACAGUAAAGUUAUCAGCCCAUGGUGAUUCCAACUUUGAUAACCCCCAACUGUAUAGGUCAGUUAUUGGCAGCCUACAAUAUCUAACAGUGACUAGACCUGAAAUUUCAUAUAGUGUACACAAGAUGUCACAAUUUGUACAAGCUCCUCUAAAUACUCAUUGGAGGAUGGUAAAGAGAAUACUCAGGUACCUCAAUGGUACAAUAAGACAUGGAUUGCGCCUUGAGAAGGCUAACUCUAUGGAAGUCAUAGCCUACAGUGACUCAGAUUGGGCUGGAGACCCUGAUGAUAGGAAGUCGACAAGUGGGUACUGUGUAUUUCUUGGCUCCAAUCUAAUUUCCUGGGCUUCAAGGAAGCAAACAGCAGUAGCAAGGUCAAGCACAGAAGCAGAAUAUAGGAGUAUGGCAGAUUUGGUAGCUGAGCUAAUUUGGGUGAAAAACUUAAUGAGUGAGCUACAAUUUCCACCAAAAGAGGUACCUAUGGUCUACUGUGAUAAUCUAAGUGCAGUUCUACUUGCUGCCAACCCAAUCCUACAUUCAAAAUCCAAACACUUUGAGAUAGAUCUUCAUUUUGUUAGAGAUCAUAUGAAUAGUAAAGACAUUAGAGUAAGUCACAUUCCAGGAACCAUGCAAGUGGCUGAUAUCCUAACAAAGGCUGUGUCUUCUGACAACUUUCUACACUUCAGGACUAAACUGAACAUUGAGGAAUUGGACAGCACAGCUGCAGAAAUGAAAGGCAGAAAGGCCAGAAGCAAUGAUCAGCAGAGCAAGAUAACUAGAGAUGAUGAUACAUGA